Molecule: messenger RNA, 642 nt
Organism: Eufriesea mexicana
Lineage: Eukaryota; Metazoa; Arthropoda; Insecta; Hymenoptera; Apidae
Exons: 2
Coding region: 1-642 (213 amino acids)
Molecular function (GO): nucleic acid binding
Source: RefSeq, a predicted model, not a curated record
AUGAAGAAGCAAGGAAGGGAUAACUUCUAUAUCCAGUACGACAAACCACAACGCGUGCAGCAGAUUAUGUUGAUGUUUCUGAAAGAACAAUCUGCAGAAAUAGAAAGAAAACCUCUAUAUCGGCCAGGCUACAAACGGAAGAAAAGCAACAACAUCGCGAAGAUUUCCACUGAAAGGCCAAACAUUGUUAAUUGGCGAAUAAAGUAUUUAGUGGCUUUGAAUUAUUAUAAAACAAAAGGACGAAAUAUCAUAUAUUUGGAUGAAACAUGGGCUGACAACUGCGUUAGUUUUGGAAAAUGCUGGCAGAAUGAAGACACAUUACGGGUUUUAGAAAAUCCAAGUGCUUCUCCUCGUUUAAAAGUAGUUCUUCACGCAGAAGGAAAAAGUGGAUUUGUGGAUGAAGCAAUUCUUAUAUUUAAAUCGAGGUCAACGACAGGUGACUGUCACGGUCAAAUGAAUGCAUAUAACAUUAAAAAAUGGAUUAGGGAAAAAUUACUACCCAACAUUCUACCAGCUACAGUAAUUGUCAUGGGUAAUGCCCCAUACCACAGCGUACAAGUGAAUAAACCACCAUCGUUAUACUCGACGGAGAAAAGUAUCAUAGCGUGGUUAAUAGAAAAUAAUAUACCUCAUGUUGAAUAA